Molecule: messenger RNA, 690 nt
Organism: Hippocampus zosterae (dwarf seahorse)
Lineage: Eukaryota; Metazoa; Chordata; Actinopteri; Syngnathiformes; Syngnathidae
Gene: mrpl57
Product: mitochondrial ribosomal protein L57
Exons: 2
Coding region: 170-481 (103 amino acids)
Biological process (GO): mitochondrial translation
Cellular component (GO): mitochondrial ribosome
Molecular function (GO): structural constituent of ribosome
Source: RefSeq, a predicted model, not a curated record
GCUUGCUUGUCAUGCCGUAGAACAACCCGGAAGUAGACGCUCGACCCUUACUUUUCCGUAUUUAUGAUUUGGAAUCUUUUGAAAUUGGCUCAUUUUCUGCCUUCCUAGUUUGUCCUGGGAUAUUGAACUCAUUUUGUUUCGUAAGAGUCGAGAGAAGCGAGCGCCCGCCAUGUUCCUCACCCUGGCUCUACUGCGUAAGGGCAUCCCAGGCAAGCAGUGGAUCGGCAAGUACCGACGUCCGCGUGCUGUGACGUGGCAGAUGAAGCGCAACAUGCUGAAACACCUGGAGCGCGAGGCCCAGAAUGAGUACUGGAUCAGCCGACCCUACAUGACGUUGGAGCAGGAGGCCGGACACGCCGCAGAGCGCCGAGCGCGCAACUUGCUGCGCGUUAAGGAGACCAAAUUCAAUAAUUUCCCUAAACAUAAAACCAUUACCGAUCACCUAGCCCACCUUGGCAUCUCCAAGAACUGGUCUUCUUAACACUUUGGUUUUGGACACAGAAAGACUUUUCAACAUGUCAUCGUUGUGUUAUAAAAGUGGACCGAAUACCUCACGGUGGUUGACCAAGUUAAUUAAACAUACAGAAAGGCAUAGAAGUGGGUCAAUAUUGUAACUUUUUGCUUGAAGUGUGUGUCCGCAACUCAAUGUAUAAGUCAUCCAUAAUAUAAAAUUCAUUUGAAAUACUGCAA